AUGGACGGGCGUCUCAGCUCCCAGGGGCAGCCCAGCCCCCCAGGUGGCUGGGAAGAGGCGACGGUAGAGGAGCAGCUCCAGAAAGAUGGCACCGGGGGACCCCCAGGAGCCUUCUCCUCAAUCUCGGUCCGUCCUGACAGGUGCAAACCCCUCACGCGCCUCUUCUCGGCCCAGGUGUUUGGCAUCGCAGGCGCGCGCGCCCACACGCACCUCUUGCCCGGGUGUCGGGGGAGCCCCGUGCUCAAGCUCCCAGAUUCUAGCACAGCGGGGACAUCUCUCCGGAGCCUCCAGAAAUUUGUUCCCACCCAUGCCGCCAGCUACACGCAGGAGGACUACGAGUUUGCAGGCGAGAAGAUCGUCCUUCAGGAGUCCCUGGAGAAUCUCGGGGCGCUGGUGUGGCCGGCGGCCGUAGCUUUGUGCCGGUACUUGGAGGAACACGCAGAGGAACUGAACCUCCAAGACGCUAAAAUACUUGAGAUCGGUGCUGGACCGGGCCUGGUCUCCAUUGUGGCCAGUAUCUUAGGUGCUGAAGUCACAGCAACGGACAUGCCGGACAUCCUAGGAAACCUGCAGUACAACCUUUUAAGGAACACGCUGACGCGGGCGGCACACCUACCCGACGUGCGGGAGCUGGUGUGGGGCGAAGGCCUGGAGCAGCACUUCCCCAGGGCCGCGUGCCACUACGACUACGUCCUGGCCUCGGACGUGGUCUACCACCACCACUGCCUGCAGCCGCUGCUCGCCACCAUGGCCCACCUCUGCCGGCCGGCGACGGUGCUGCUCUGGGCCAACAAGUUCAGACACAGCACCGAUUAUGAGUUUUUAGAUAAGUUCAAGCAGGUUUUUGACACAACGCUCUUGGCUGAAUUCCCUGAGUCGUCAGUCAAGCUUUUCAAAGGCACCCUGAGAUGGGACUAA
Messenger RNA from Talpa occidentalis (Iberian mole), 918 nucleotides. It is a transcript of the gene METTL21C, whose product is annotated as methyltransferase 21C, AARS1 lysine. Gene Ontology annotation, biological process: peptidyl-lysine methylation. Gene Ontology annotation, cellular component: cytoplasm; cytosol. Gene Ontology annotation, molecular function: protein-lysine N-methyltransferase activity. The record is from RefSeq and is a predicted model, not a curated record. The coding region runs from base 1 to 918 and encodes 305 amino acids. NCBI's taxonomy places the organism in Eukaryota, Metazoa, Chordata, Mammalia, Eulipotyphla, Talpidae. The transcript has 5 exons.